Messenger RNA from Ixodes scapularis (black-legged tick), 1297 nucleotides. Its product is annotated as hydroxyacid oxidase 1. The record is from RefSeq and is a predicted model, not a curated record. The coding region runs from base 1 to 1161 and encodes 386 amino acids. NCBI's taxonomy places the organism in Eukaryota, Metazoa, Arthropoda, Arachnida, Ixodida, Ixodidae. The transcript has 8 exons. Gene Ontology annotation, molecular function: oxidoreductase activity; FMN binding.
AUGGAAGCGGCGACUGUGGCUGGCGUUAAUGGUGAGAUCGUGGUAACGCUGGAUGACAUUGAACGUCUCGGGAACUCCAAUAUGACCGCGAACGCCAGAAGUCAUUGCAACACCGGUGCGGACCAGGAACAGACGCUCAAGGAGAACAAGAUGGCUUACCUCAGGUUGUGUCUCCGCCCUUGUGUAUUCCGUGGCUUAGGGCAGCGGCAAAUGGGAGUAACCCUGCUGGGCGACCAGAAGCUGUCCAUGCCGGUCGGAAUAUCGCCGUCGGCCCUGCAGAAAUUGGCUCACCCAGACGGAGAAGUUGCCACGGCCAGAGCAGCGCAGGCGGAGCGAACCCUGAUGAUACUGAGCCUCUACAGCAGCACUUCCAUGGAGGUCGUGAAGAAGAAAGUUGGAGAAGGGCUUCUCUGGAUCCAGAUGCAGCUGUCUAGGGACCGUGCCCUCACAAAGGACCUCGUGAGACGCGCUGAAGUGGCAGGUUACCGAGCUCUUGUACUCACUGUUGACAUGCCAGUGUACGGGAAGAGAAUAGACAGAGUAAAGAAAAGUUACAGUCCUCCAGAAGAUAUCAGAUUUGCCAACUUCAAAAAGAUCGCGGAGGACGAAGUUGGGAACGGGAAUAUGGUGCUGCCCGUGAACGAUCCACUCAUCAACGCUGCGCAGACGUGGGAUGACGUCACCUGGUUGAAGAGCAUCACCAGUCUUCCCGUCGUCGUGAAAGGAAUCACCACGGCCGAAGACGCUGAGAUAGCCAUCGAUCGUGGGGUUUCAGCCAUACUCGUCUCGAAUCAUGGCGGUCGGCAGCUAGACGGAGUCCCAGCAACCAUUGAAGUCCUCCCAGAAAUUGUGAGUGCGGUUCGUGGACGCGUCGAGGUCUACGUGGACGGCGGAGUCCGUCGCGGCACCGAUGUGGUCAAGGCCUUGGCGCUUGGAGCUAAGGCCGUGUUUGUCGGUCGUCCUGCCCUCUGGGGUCUGGCGUACAACGGGGAACCUGGCGUAAGGAAAAUGCUUGCGAUACUGAGAGAAGAGUUGGAUCGAGCGCUGGCACUGAUGGGUUGCUCAAGCAUUGACCAGCUGGCUCCCGAAAUGGUGGUGCAUCAGGGUCACUUCUCCCGGAAAACAAUGCUCGAUGCACCAGCUAUAAAUGGAAGCGAAUAAUGAUCGUAUUUGCGGGCAUACAUACACUCCUUCGGUUUUGUAUUUUUUAAAACUGGUGUGGGUAUUGUACUGGCUUUCUAAUGGGAGCUUUAUGGUACGGCCUAUGUGCCGUACGGGUCUGCCGUGUCAGGAUAAA